ACAGGGACAGCGUCGCUGCCGUACCGAGCCGCCGGCGGCGGCGGUCGCAACAGCCGCUCCCGAUGCUGCGGUGGCUCAUCGGCGGCGGCCGUGAGCCGCAGGGCCUGGCGGAGAAAUCAUCUGUACAGACAGUUGGUGAAGAACAAAUACAGAAUCCUUACACGGAGCUUCUUGUGUUGAAAGGUCAUCAAGACAUAGUACGAUUUCUUGUGCAAAUAGAUGAUUGCAGGUUUGCAUCUGCAGGAGAUGAUGGCGAUAUAUUUCUGUGGAAUGCUCAGACCGGCGAAAAACUUUCUGAACUUCAUGGACACACACAAAAAAUUACAGCUAUAGCACCAUUUCCUUCAUCAGAUGCUUCUGAAGAAAAAAACCACUUGAUUUUAACAGCAUCAGCUGAUAGAACAGUUAUUGUUUGGGAUUGCAGUAGUGGCAGACAGGUUCAGAAAGUGUCAUGUUUCCAUUCUACUGUCAAGUGUUUGACAGUUCUUCAAAGACUGAAUGUAUGGUUGUCUGGAGGGAGUGAUCUGUGUGUUUGGAACCGAAAAUUAGAUCUCUUGUGUAAGACCAGUCAUCUUACUGAUUCAGGUAUUACUGCUUUGGUUGAAUUGCCUAAAAAUUGUGUUGCAGCAGCUGUUGGCAAAGAGCUAAUAAUUUUUAGGUUGAUUGCUUGUAAUGGUGAGUCUGAAGGUUGGAAUGUCGUUGAAGUAAAACGCCUUGUUGACCAUCAGGAUAACAUUUUGUCACUAGUCAGUGUCAAUGACUCUACUUUUGUGACAGGUUCUCAUGUGGGUGAGUUAAUAGUUUGGGAUGCACUUGACUGGACAAAGCAGGCAUCUGAGUGCAACUUCUGUGACGACUCUGUUCAUCCAGAUAUACAGCCAGAAAUAAAGUUAUCUCAAAGCCCAAAUGAAACUUCAGUUCAACACUUAACAUCUGAUGAGGAGUGUGUGUUUGCUGCUGUUGGGAAAGGCAUAUACGUAUAUAAUCUUCAAAUGAAGCGUGUGAUUGCCUGCCAAAAAACUGCUCACGACUCUUCUGUACUGCACAUUGCGAAGAUUCCAAACAGGCAGCUGAUCUCCUGUUCAGAAGAUGGCAGUGUGCGCAUUUGGGAGCUCCGAGAAAAGCAGCAGCUGCCAGCUGAAGUGGUUCCAACAGGGUUUUUCAACAUGUGGGGAUUUGGAAGGGCAAACAAGCAGGCAAACCAGGCUGCUAAGAAGAUGCAGGAAAAUACACCCGUAUAUUUCUUGGAGCUGGUUGGUGAUUUGAUUGGUCAUUCAUCAGCUGUGCAGAUGUUCCUGUACUUUGGUGAACUGGGACUGGCUACGUGUUCUGCUGACCACCUCAUCAUUUUGUGGAAGGAUGGUGAACGAGAAUCUAGACUUCGCAGUUUAACACUGUUUCAAAAAUUGGCGCAAAAUGGUGUUCUGCAGCUCAAAUUUUAAAUUGGGUACAGGCUAUGUAUGUGUAAACUGGGUACAUGUUAAGUGUGAGUGUGAAGGAAAGUCUGAACUACUUGGAAUAACUACCAGUAACUACCAGUAAUAUCAUUUAUUAUAUUAGAGUUAUUGUUAGUUGCUGCUACUCUUCUCAAAGGAGAAUUUUGCAUGUUGAAACUUACUUUGCUUACUCUGUCAGCAGAAAUGGUGUUCUCUUGAAACACUGAAGAUAAUGCUAGUUUCUAAUAUUAUUCCUAAUGUUUAAAAAUAUCAUGGUCAGAUGUCAAAAUUAAGAUUUGUGAAAGUCCUUAAAUGGAUCAAAAGUAAAGCAGCUGGGGGCAUUCCACAGUUUUAUGUGCAGAAAGGAAGCAUAUUAAAAAACACAGUCUUUCUGCUUGAUGUAACAUAUUUCUUGAAGCUAAACUUCAGUCAGUUAUGGCUGAGAUAUGUACCUAGAGAAAAACCCCAAAGAAACAGUUCUGAGAUAGAAUUCUUCCAUUUUAAGUUGUUAUCCUGCAUAACGGUAAGUGCAAGAAAGAAAAUUAGGUAAUACUGGUUUGUCAGGUUUUAAUUUUUUGGCAAAGUUACUCCUAAAUUGCAGUAGCUGCCAUUUUACUGUGGGUUAACCUACACUACUGGAUUUUAUAUAGCACCAUUAUCAUGUUUAGCAUGAAGUUUCAUUGGCUUAGCUUAGUCUUUCCACAAAACAUUCAUCAAAUUAAUUUGUAUCUAAUAAAAAGCACCAGUGUUACCAUGGAUUUUCAGGAUGUAAAAUGCUUUCUUAAGCAGUAGCAGUCGGUGUGUUCAGUAUUAGCAAAACAUUUCUGCCAGAGGAAUAUAAAAUUCUCAGCUGAAGUUUGCAGAGAAAUCUGCACCAAGUUUGUAAGUAUAAGUAGUAUUUUAGAGUUUAAAAAUAAAAAGCAUCUAAGUAAGUACACAAUGCCUUUUUCGAGUCUGAGACAGCAUUAGUAAUCUGAAAACUAAACAGGAGUGGGAAAAAAGUUCCAAACUAAAGAACCCCAAACCACAGCAACAAAACCCCAAAAG
Messenger RNA from Pezoporus flaviventris, 2483 nucleotides. RefSeq names its product WD repeat domain 41 (gene WDR41). Gene Ontology annotation, cellular component: lysosomal membrane. Lineage: Eukaryota; Metazoa; Chordata; Aves; Psittaciformes; Psittacidae. The coding region runs from base 63 to 1442 and encodes 459 amino acids. Gene Ontology annotation, biological process: regulation of autophagy. The transcript is spliced from 13 exons. Gene Ontology annotation, molecular function: protein binding. The record is from RefSeq and is a predicted model, not a curated record.